AAAAAAAAAUAGUGGCAAGGGCGUUGAUGUAGUUUUUGGUUAAGCAAAAUUAGAGUGCUCGUCUCACGAAUCACGAGUACACUGCAAAGAAGGGAAAACUAAAAUUCUUAAAAAGCAAAAAAAAAAAAAAAAAAAACCCAACUUCAAAACACAAAAUCCGGUACAGAAAAAAAUACUUCAAAAAUGGCGUGCAGGAUUGCUCUCAGAACCGUCUUCCUAACUGAAACAUGGAUGCCUUUACCCUUCAUUCAUAACACUUUAUCCAGUUUUAGACCAAUUAAGAAAAUAUCUACAUCCAAUCUAAGCUGUGGCUGCAAAAUUGCAGCAAAUUCUAAGAGCUGCCAGUUUUCACGUUAUUGUUCCAAUAAAGGGGAUUCAUCCUCAUCAACCGAUGAUUCUGAGCAAGGCCCUCCUCAAGAAGCUGUUUUGAAGGCCAUUUCAGAAGUUUCAAAGGCAGAAGGAAGGGUGGGACAAACUACCAAUGUGGUGAUUGGAGGUACAGUUGCCGAUGAUUCAACCAACGAGUGGCUUGCUCUAGAUCAGAAGGUGAACUCUUAUCCAACAGUUAGAGGGUUCACAGCAAUUGGAACUGGUGGUAAUGAUUUUGUGCAAGCCAUGGUUAUUGCUGUUGAAUCGGUACUUCAGAAGCCAAUCCCAGAGGGUCAAGUGAGGCAGAAGAUAUCAUCUGGUGGCAAAUAUGUAUCGGUAAACAUUGGACCCGUGCAAGUUGUUUCCAGUGAGCAGGUGCUCUCUUCUCUCUCUCUCUCUCUCUGGGGGAAGGGGAGCAUGGUGUUGUUCUGUUAAGUUUAUGCCGUCAAAGUUUCACUAUCUGCUUAAUGUGCACAUCACGCAAAAAUGACCAAAAAAUAGCCAUUUGGGCACAAGCACCCAAAGCAGUAGAAUACUAAUUGAAAUACAAGAUUCAUUCUAGAAAACGAUCCGAUGAUAUCUCAGUUCAUUCCUCAACAUACAAGACUCUAUCAUGUAGUUUAUUAUUGAAAAAUGCUAAUAAAAUAUGAAAUUUUGCUGUAUAUUGGAACAUAUGAAAUGUAAGUUGUGUGACGGAGUUGCAUUCUUCCAGGUACAAGCGGUAUACAAUGCUAUGAGACAAGAUGACAGGAUGAAGUAUUUUUUGUAAAACCAUUUCCAGUUGGAUUCUAUAUAAGACGGUUGGUCAUCCAAAGUUUCAUAUUUUCUUUCCAAUCUUAUGUUAUCUUCUAUCGACAUUGACGUUCCUACUAUAUAUUCGUUCUUCUAUCUCCAUAAGCUGAUAGUAGGCUUAGCUAGUUAGCUUGUGACAAUUUUUAGUUGUUUGAGAUUGUGAAUUUUGAUA
Salvia miltiorrhiza (redroot sage) is the source of this 1333-nucleotide messenger RNA. RefSeq lists its product as uncharacterized. The coding region runs from base 184 to 804 and encodes 206 amino acids. The record is from RefSeq and is a predicted model, not a curated record. The transcript has 4 exons. NCBI's taxonomy places the organism in Eukaryota, Viridiplantae, Streptophyta, Magnoliopsida, Lamiales, Lamiaceae.